AACAUUUAGCUAAGCAAGCACUGCAACCACCAACACAGACAGCCGGGGUGCUUAUGACUCGGAUCCAUCAAUGGCUGCACUUGGCAUCUCAGCUGAUUCAAUUUCGAUAGCUACACUUGCAGUACUAUGCCCACAGCCACAGUUGUGACAUGCGCGGCUAUAUAAAUGGCCGGUGAGCUCAUUGCCUCCUCACUGCCAUAGCUUGUGUUGUGAAGAGCUUGAGCUAGCUAGCCCAGGUUCCAGUGUGGCUGCUGAGGAAGAAAGGCUUGGAAUUUAGCUGAGGAUUACGAAGAGAUUAUCGAGCAGAAUGGGUGUGGGAAAAGUUUUGAGCGAUGUGAAGCCGUACCUGGCUAUGAUCCUGCUGCAGGUAGGGUUCGCGGGGAUGUACGUGGUCGCCGUGGCCUCCCUCAAGCGCGGGAUGAGCCACUUCGUGCUCGUCGUGUACCGUAACCUCGUCGCCACCGCCGUCAUGGCGCCCUUCGCUCUUUGGUUCGAGAGGAACGUGAGGCCAAAGAUGACCUUCACCAUCUUCUUGAAGAUAAUUGGGCUCGCCUUACUUGAACCUGUGCUUGACCAGAACCUGUACUACAUGGGCGCCAACCUGACCUCCGCCGGCUUCGCGUCGGCGCUGAUCAACAUACUCCCCGCCGUCACCUUCGUCAUGGCCCUCGUCCUGCGGAUGGAGAAGGUGCGUCUGCGGAGCGUGCACAGCCAGGCGAAGAUCGUCGGCACGCUCUGCACCGUCGCCGGCGCGGUGCUCAUGAUCCUGUACCACGGCCCCGUGGUGCAGUUCCCCUGGUCCAGGGGCCAGCACCACGACAGCACCGGCGCCGGCGGCCAGGGCGCCGGGUGGCUCAACGGGACUAUCCUGAUUGUCGUCGCCUGCGUCUGCUGGUCCAGCUUCUUCGUGCUUCAGUCCAACACGCUGCAGAGCUACCCCGCGGAGCUGUCGCUGACGACGCUCAUCUGCCUGACGGGCUCGCUGAUGAGCGGCGCCGUCGCGCUCGUCGCGGAGCGCGGCAACACCAAGGCGUGGGUCAUCGGCUUCGACACCCGCCUCUUCACCGCCGUCUACGCCGGCAUAGUGUGCUCCGGCGUUGCCUACUACGUGCAGGGUCUCGUGUCGAGGCAGCGAGGCCCGGUUUUCGUCACAGCCUUCAACCCUCUCUGCAUGAUCAUAACUGCCGUUAUGGGCUCCAUCAUACUCAAAGAAGAGAUCACUCUUGGAAGUGUGAUUGGCGCAGUGAUCAUCGUUGCAGGCCUGUACGCGCUCAUCUGGGGCAUGAGCAAGGACCACGUCAAACAGGUCGCCGACGUCUCAGCUGGCGGUUCCAAGGGCGCAGCGACCGAGCAGCUGCCCAUCACCUCGGUGCAGCCCAACGGCAACGGCAAGCACGACCUCGGCAACGGCCGCGGCCACGUCUUCGACGUCGAGACGCCGGCGGACAACGGCCACUACUAGUCUCAUGCAUCGUGCUCGUCCAUUCUAGGCUUACGUUGUAGCCGAUGGAUAGUAUAUAUGUGGUGCGAUCUUUCUUCUUCCGUUUAUAUUAUUUUCUCAUAAAAUUCUUGCGCGAGAGAGAGGGAGAGAGACACAUAUGGACCUCGCCUGAUGUAAUGGAUAAGGCCAUGACGUCUCCGGGUGCUUGAUUAAUCAUUAAAAUUUGCUCUGCUUACGUAUGAGCUGGGAUUAAUUACUUCGUCAGUGCCUAUUAAUCAAUGCUCUGCCUUUGCUUAAUGCUAUCUACAGAGAUUAUCAGCUUCCCAUUCUCUCCCCCUUUGCUUGCACUCUUGGUGCAUCCACUAAUCACGAACUUUUACUAAUUAAUUGAUGCCUGAAUCGACAUGGAACCCAAAUGUGGUUGCUUUGAGGAUCAGUGGCGGAGACAGUGGGCAAAGAGUUCUCUCUUCUUCCUCCUU
Messenger RNA from Phragmites australis (common reed), 1920 nucleotides. Its product is annotated as WAT1-related protein At1g44800-like. The transcript is spliced from 5 exons. The record is from RefSeq and is a predicted model, not a curated record. Gene Ontology annotation, cellular component: plasma membrane. The coding region runs from base 308 to 1462 and encodes 384 amino acids. Gene Ontology annotation, molecular function: transmembrane transporter activity. Lineage: Eukaryota; Viridiplantae; Streptophyta; Magnoliopsida; Poales; Poaceae.